This is a messenger RNA of Amyelois transitella, 2394 nucleotides long. It is a transcript of the gene Irbp, whose product is annotated as X-ray repair cross-complementing protein 5. Gene Ontology annotation, molecular function: double-stranded DNA binding; damaged DNA binding; telomeric repeat DNA binding. The transcript is spliced from 2 exons. Gene Ontology annotation, cellular component: Ku70:Ku80 complex; nucleus. Gene Ontology annotation, biological process: double-strand break repair via nonhomologous end joining; telomere maintenance; cellular response to gamma radiation. The record is from RefSeq and is a predicted model, not a curated record. The coding region runs from base 99 to 1877 and encodes 592 amino acids. Lineage: Eukaryota; Metazoa; Arthropoda; Insecta; Lepidoptera; Pyralidae.
UGACAGUUGCCAAACAAGUUUAUGCGUGUUUGUUUUUUUCGUUGCGGAAAAAUUGUUUUUGUUUGAUAAAAUAGAAUCAUUAGUAAAUCUUCUGUAUAAUGGGAUCAGACGACGAAUAUGAAGAGGAAACCGUUUGGAAAGGUAUUCCGGGAACAAUAAUUUUAAUAAAUGCAUUUAAUGAUACAAAGGCAAUUAAAUUGGCUCACACAGCCGUUUGCCGAAUGUUACGAGAAUACCUACGACUUUCCAGCACCCAGUACAUCAGUGUUUGUUUUUAUGGAGUUAAAAAUCCGAAUACAUCCAAUUUAACAUUCCAAGACAUUAUUGAAGCGAUGCCCCUUACUGCGCCAACAUUGGCUGAUUAUAAAAAAGUUUUAGAACUGGAUAUUACUAAAUUCGAAAAAGCCACAGAACUUAAACUAUCUGAUGCUUUAUGGUUCUGCAGUAAUAUGUUUGAGAAGUGCAAAAAACAAUUACUAUCUAGAACUGUUAUAAUGAUGACUAAAUUAGAUAUCCCACCAGCUAAGUCUGAUGAAAAGUACACCUACACUCGAGUAACUGAUUUAGUAAAUACAGACAGCUUGUACAGUGCUGAAGUUAAAAUUAUAAACUUGUCAGAGGAAAUCUAUAAUGUGGAUGUAUUCUAUGAAAACUUUGCUAUUGAUGCAAAAACUGUCAUACCAAAACCUAUUUGGGACUGCAGAGACAUAGAAAAAGAAAUUCUUCAACAGUCUCAUCGGAAUCUGGCUGUAGCCCAGUUAAAUUUUGAAAUUGGUAAUGGUUUUGAAAUAGGUGUAGGUGUGUACAAAUUAUUGAAAAGCACUUACCAACCAAAGAAAGUAAAAUUAAAUAGAGAUACUAAUGCUGUUGUCACUACAGUGAAUAAAACUAUGAAGGUUUCCUUGGAGCCAGAUGAGAUGGCACCAGAAGGGGAGCCCAUGGAUGUAGAGGACAAUAUUGAGAAAAAAGCUGUGCCAUUACUGAAAUCUGAAAUUGUCCAUUACCAGGAAUAUGGUGGCGAAAGAAUACAGUUUACAGAUGCUGAAAAGAAGGCAAUUGAUAAUCCAUUUGGUCCUCCCAUUCUAAAACUUUUAGGUUUCAAACCAGCCAGAAUACUUUGCAAAGAAAAGUGGUUUCUCAAGUCUGGACAUUUCUUGUUUCCAAAUGAAAAUAACAUAGAAGGAUCAACUGCAGCAUUUAAAGCACUCCAUCAAGCAUGCAAAGAAAUGUCUGUGGUUGCUAUUUGUAUACUCUGUACACGAGUGAAUUCCAGACCAAAUAUAGUGGCAUUGUGUCCUAGUUCACAACCAUUAAAUUUAAAUGUGGAAAUUGGUUUUGACAUUAUACAUGUCCCAUUUGUUGAAAAUGUCAGAAAUAUACCUUUGAUAGAUGAUGAUGACACAAAUACACCAAUUUCUGAUGAUCAAAGGGCAGUUAUGAAGAAAAUAAUUAGUAGUAUCCAAUUUGAUUACAAGCCUGAUAUGUUUGAAGAUCCAAAGGUGCAGUCACUAUAUAGAAACAUUGAAGCUAUUGCUCUUUCAGAAGAAGAUGUAGAACCUUUUCAAGAUACAACUAAACCUAGACCAGAGGCAUUUCAAAAUUUACCAGAAGAUGCCUUUGAUGAACUCUUUGGACCAUUCGGAGAAGCUCCUUUGAAAAGAACAGCUUCUAAAGACAAUGAGGUUAGAAGUAAGAAAGCAAAAACAGAUAUUGAUGAAUCAAUGAUACAAAUUCAGAUUUCCUCACAAGGAGUUAAUAAGUUCACUGUGGAUCAGUUGAAGCAAAUAUUAAAAUCUAAAGAUAUUUCUGGACUGCCUGCCUUGACUGGGUUAAAAAAGGCACAACUUGUUGAAUUAGUGUAUAAACAUUUUAGUUAAGUUGUUAACUAUUUGGCAUACAUACUAGGCAAUAAGACCUAACAUGCUGAGAGGAUUUUUUUUGUACUUGGAUUUGCAUCUUGUUUGGUAUGCCAAGAUUCAUUGUGCACUUCAUGUAUUUAUAUAAUACCUAGAUAGAAUAGAAUCUAAUAUUCCUAUUACUGAAUAAUUGUACUUAUUAGCCUAGAUUAUUAUCUAUUGCUCUUUUGUUGAUUUGAAACUUUUACAAAGCUUAAAAUAUUUUACUACAUUUUAUACUCUAUUGCAAGAUUCUUUAUAAGAAUAUGUAAAUAGAAUUGUAAUGCUUUAAGGCAAAUCUCGUUGUUCAUGAUUGGAGAUGGUACAAAUAUUGAUUAGCUACCUAUAACAUUAACAUUUAAACCAUUGUUAUAUACAGGUACUACCUCAGAAAUUUUUAUAUUGGUGUUUUUAUCUAAUCAAUGAAACUAUUUAAUAGUUUAUGUUGUGAUAUUUGCUUUUUACUUAAUAAAGAAAUACUUGCUCUACAGAUACCAUU